GGUUAAUGGUUAUUAUGCAGCUGAUUCCGUCAUUUUGGUCAUGAAAGAUUUCUCUUGUUAUCAAGCAUAGCAUUAUUAUGAGCUUUUGGUGUUGGAUUGUCACAGUUUACUCUUGAGGUCCAUUCUUGAUUUCUUGCUACAAAAAUACAAUAUAAGAAUUGACUUCUUUCAGAAGGAAGUGAUUGGAGGCUUUAUAUUAAUGUGUUGAAAAACUGUAAACCACUAAACCUCCUACCCCAGACAAAAAUGUCAGCCGGACAAGAUGGAUUUCUAGGCCGAUCGAAGGCGGAAUGGACGCCGACUCGCGACGCGUACUUGGUGGAACUACUCAGAGAGCAGCACAAGAAUGGAAGAACAGCUUACAAUGAAUUCAAGAAUGAAGUGAUUAAGGCUGUCACAUGGGAUUUCAACAAGAAGUUUUGCUUGAACUUGGAAGAGAAUCAAAUCAAGAAUCGAUACAAUGUUAUGAAGAAAGAUUAUGGUGUUGUCAAAACACUACUUAGUCACAAGGAAUUUGCCUGGGAUGAAACUAGGCACAUGGUUGUGGCUGAUGAUAAAGUUUGGGACAGUUAUAUUAUGGUAAGAUGUGAAGCUAGACCUUUUCGGCGCAAGAGCUUCCCUCUGUAUAAACAGAUGGCAAUCAUAUUUGAAGGGGAAAGAGGCACUCCAAAAGCUCAUUUUCCAAGUGGAGCAAUAGCUACAGCAGAAGAAGGAAAUAGCUACACAGAAACGGUCCGGUCUUCAGAACCAUGUAAUCUUCCAACACAAGUAAUUGAUGGCACGCUUGAUUCUGAUUCGAUAAUCCGGAUCAACAACCUGCGAAUCAAGAAGAACAAAUUUGUCAGUCCAAGCGAAUCAUUUCGCAAGAAAAGAGCACACUGCAAAUUUGGCGAAACUAUAGAGAACGUCUUGUAUGAGGUUUUUACAGCAGCUAAGUGCAAAGCCAAGCAGAGAAAUGAAGCCAAUGCAACAAUGUAUAAGAACUGCUUGGUGGAAUUGCAGAAAUUGGAGGAGUUGGAUGAGUUUGAGUUUGCAAAGGCUGUUAAUGCUCUUAAAGAUGACAAGAACGCCAUUGCUUUCAUGACUAUAAAAGGGCCUAGACGUUUAACUUGGUUAAGGUCUUUAUGGCACUCAGAGCAGUAACAUUGAUAGUCAAUUUGGCAGAAUUAGACAAUCAUGUUUCAACAAAAAAUUCUAUUCUUCUGAGAUUAAUAUUUACCUAUGCAUUCUUUAUUCACUUGGGAUCAUAUUUGCUAUGACUAAUUUAUGAUUUAUGGGAAGAGACCACUUCUCUUUUUAAAGCACAAGUUAUAACAACAUGCAAAAUCUUGGAACCAGGAACACUCUAGCAUGGGGUCCCUUGCUUAUUGGUUACUACUGACAGACAGUUAAGCUUCUUUUAUAGUUUUAUCAAAGCAAAUCUAAUUUCUUUCUAAAAAGUGCUACCUUCUAAUGCUAUUAAUAUAAGAAAUUCAGUAUUAGAAGGAAAAUAAGGAAAAGUUGGCAAUGGGGCGUAAGUGGCAUAGUUCCGUUCUAUAAAUAGUAGAACCUGUGGCUAGUGUUUAGUGGUUAGUGGUUACUUAAGAUAAAGGUUAGCAAAAUCAAAAAGAAUAGAAAGGAUUUUUUUUUCUUUUUUCUUUUUGGCGGUAAAGACUAUAUUAUUAUUGGAGCUAACUCAGCUAAGAAACAGUGAAGUGAGUCAGCAAACAGAAACCAGAAAUUUACCCAAGCAAGAAAAAAAACAGAAAAG
Molecule: messenger RNA, 1750 nt
Organism: Arachis ipaensis
Lineage: Eukaryota; Viridiplantae; Streptophyta; Magnoliopsida; Fabales; Fabaceae
Source: RefSeq, a predicted model, not a curated record